GUCUCCCGACGCCCUGUUGGUGGUUGUCUUAUUAUAUUCCUCACUCUUCUCCUGACUCUUUUUUCGCAUCCCCCUCGCAAGACGUGUGAAUCACUUUUCCUUGUCGUCAUGUCACAGCAACCGCGCUCCAAAAGCGUUUCGCCCUGCGAUUCUCUCUCACCUCUCGAUGAUGUUGCGAAACAGGCCAUGGCCGACAAACGACAGUCUGAUAUGUUUCGAGACGUCAUUGGCUUCUUCCGCGAAGAACACGGUAAGUCGCAGCUUCCGCACUGGCCCGAGCAAACAACCGCGCUGCAACACGGGAGGCGACAGCUAAUGCGCCGAACAGCACCCUCUCGCAAGGCAAGAAUCCCAGAGAUCGAAGUCAAGAUCGUCUACCCGAAACCGCAGCCGCAACCCACCAUCACAGUCACCGCGCCGGAAACACCACUGCAAACAGCACCCGCAGUCGAAGCUGCCCCAGCCUCGCCAUCAACAAACACAUGCGAGCCACGUUGCCGCCCAGCAGCAAUCUCUCGCCUCCACCGCCCACCUCCCCUCGACCUCACCCGCACCAAUGGCCUGACUUUCCUUCCCCUUUCAGACCUCCGGCAGCGGAUCGAUCAUGCUCGCACAUCAAACAAUACUACGAUCGUCCAGGUACCGCGUUCCAAGGCUGAGCACCUCCCCAAGACUCCCGCCACUCCAAGCCCACUGGUGAACACCGCGCUCAUCAUGGGCAACAAUGUGUCCUCUGCUCCCGCUCUGCCGUUGGAUGACCGUGCGAGCGUACGGAGCACUGUGAGACGGCCUGUGCGGAUGCUGCGAAAGGGCUCCGCUAGUCUUUUGUUCAGCAAGCGAGUUGAUUCGAAAUCGCCUUUGCCGACCAAGCCCGCCGCUGCACCAAGGCAAGCGUAUCAACCGCCCUGCGCAGUUGGCCUCGAUGGUCCUGAGGAUGAGAGACCGGAUCAAACGUCCCAGGAAGACUGCAUGGGCGACAAUGAGGUGGCAGAGGUGGAAGUGUCAGACGAAUCGCCGGAUGCGGUACGGCCUCAGUCGUAUUCACCAGCGACAGUCAUUCACGACACUCCUCGGCAGACUCCCAGCCAGGCAGCCAAUGCGCGUCCGUCCGAGACUGACACACCACUUAAACACCACAAGCCGUGCAAGGGGAGCAAAAGCGAGCCGGACCUCCAACGAGCAAACGCGCCUUCACGCACUUUAGCCUUGUCGCCCAGCAUACCCGCCCCUUCUCCACUCCCGGAAGACAGCCCGCACAAGUAUGGGUUGCUGGAUCGUAUGGACACGCCAGAUCUCCCCACCGCACCGCAAGAGAUCCACAUCGUCAAGCCGCGGCGCAGAAGUACAGGCCCCGAAGUCUUCCACGAAGCGCAAAGCCUGCAAUCCGCCUCCUCCUUCCUCAACAGCCUCUCCGCCUCCCGCCGCCGCGCCGAAAACAUCCAACGCACCUCCGACUCCGCCCUAGCAUCUCACACCACGACCACCACCCAAACCAAACCCCGCCCCCGCCGCCCCACCUCCGCCCUAAACACCCACAACGCACCCCCAACCGACCGCUUCCGCAGCCACAACUUCAAACACUCCGGCUUCGCCUACUCGCGCCCCCUCACCCUCACACAACUCAAGUGCUACCGCGAGCACAGCCGCCUCGUGCCCUCGCGGAACAAGCUGGCGCCUGUCGAGUGCGCCGUUUGCCAUAUUGACGAUGACGCGGAGCACUUUUCUUGUAGUUGGUGUGCGUUGCGGAUGUGCCGGUUUUGUCGGAGGGAGUUUGAUGUUAAGGGGGUUGGGGCGCUGAGGGAGCGGGUGCGGUUGGCGGAGUUGGAGGGUGAGGGGGUGGAGAGUGGAAAGGCCGGGAAGGGGGUUGUUGGGGGGGUUUGGGAGGUGGUGUAGAUGUGGGUGAGGCGGAUGUAGGAGGUGGCGGUGUUGGAAAGUCUGGUCGUGAUGGUGGAUAGAACAUAUACCCCUUACCGCGUAGUCGUAAUAUACCAGAGAUUCCCAUCCUGAGC
Molecule: messenger RNA, 2009 nt
Organism: Neohortaea acidophila
Lineage: Eukaryota; Fungi; Ascomycota; Dothideomycetes; Mycosphaerellales; Teratosphaeriaceae
Exons: 2
Coding region: 109-1893 (594 amino acids)
Source: RefSeq, a predicted model, not a curated record